CAACUGUCAAAUGAACUGUCAUUUUGGGUAGAAAAAAAAACAAAAAAUCACACGCCACGUCAGUUUCGACAACAAGGGACUUUAGUAGCAAAAGCCGAGCUGUACCGUAGUAAAAGUAGACUGUUUUUGUAAAGUUUCUGUGAUUCUUCAUUCACGACACACACCCGGUGCCGCAUCGACAACCACCACCAUCCUCCAAGGCGUCAUGGAUCUAAUGGUUCGCUAUGUUUCGCCGGUAAAUCCGGCCGUGUUCCCACAUCUGGCCAGCGUGCUGCUGCUGUUCGGAACCUUCUUCACGGCCUGGUUCUUCGUGUUUGAAGUGUCCCGCCCGAAGCAACCGUCCAAGGAGAGCGUCAUCUUUAAGGAGCUGGCCAUCAGUUUGUUUGCCUCACUGUUCCUUGGUUUCGGUGUGCUGUUUCUGCUGCUUUCGGUCGGGAUUUACGUGUAACGGAAGUGCGUCUCGGUGGGAGUACCUUGUCGCAGCUGCAUUUCCUCAGCAUAACAUUCGAACUCGCUUUCACGUGCAAACUUCGGACUAGGAAGAAGCAUGCCCGAUACGAGCAAAUGGAGUUAAAGAGAGUUGCCAACCAGCACGCGAACAAAAAAAAUGGGGGGUUUAAAAUUGUAAUGUGAAACAAGGUGAAUGUUUUAAUUUUGUAAGCAACUUGUCAUAAGAAAUACACAUCAGACCAAACACACACACACUGAAACAAAAGAAAAGGACGCACGCACCGGUGUCUCUUUCACGUGCAUAAAUCACUGUAGCGAACAGCUUGGUCCAAAGAAAAGUCGCGACACGCGAACGCCGUUGGUCCUUAAAA
Messenger RNA from Anopheles stephensi (Asian malaria mosquito), 821 nucleotides. It is a transcript of the gene kud, whose product is annotated as transmembrane protein 258. The record is from RefSeq and is a predicted model, not a curated record. Bases 206 to 448 code for a protein of 80 amino acids. NCBI's taxonomy places the organism in Eukaryota, Metazoa, Arthropoda, Insecta, Diptera, Culicidae. Gene Ontology annotation, cellular component: membrane-bounded organelle. The transcript is spliced from 2 exons. Gene Ontology annotation, biological process: protein N-linked glycosylation.